This is a messenger RNA of Acanthopagrus latus (yellowfin seabream), 3436 nucleotides long. Its product is annotated as P2Y purinoceptor 13-like. Lineage: Eukaryota; Metazoa; Chordata; Actinopteri; Spariformes; Sparidae. Gene Ontology annotation, molecular function: G protein-coupled purinergic nucleotide receptor activity. Gene Ontology annotation, biological process: negative regulation of adenylate cyclase activity; G protein-coupled receptor signaling pathway. The coding region runs from base 339 to 1391 and encodes 350 amino acids. The transcript is spliced from 5 exons. The record is from RefSeq and is a predicted model, not a curated record. Gene Ontology annotation, cellular component: membrane.
UCCAUGGCUUUGGUGUUCGCCUGUCAAGAGCUACAGAGACUGACGCAAGCUCGCGGAGGAAGGGGGCCUGGCACGGAGCAGAACAAGCCUCUCGCCGGACAAUUGGAACAGGAAGCGAGGAAGGAAAGGGUCUUUCACCCGGAGGAAGACUGGCAAACUCAUUGGGAUUGUGACAAGACAGCCACACAGUAGCUCUGAGAGACCACCCAUUGUAAGAGCAUCAAACACACACACACGCUUAAAGAGCGAGAGAAGUGGGGAGAAGGACAGAGAGGCUGGAACCUCAUUAGUCACAGACGAUAAGGAAACGACAAGAAGGUCCCCCAAAAGAUCAGAAGAUGAACACCACCCUGUCAAACACUUCAGUCGUCAGUAAGUGUGUCCGGGACACCAGUGUGACAGCUGUGGUGUUCCCCUGCCUGUACAGCAUCCUCUUUAUAGUCGCCCUGAUACUGAAUUCCCUGGCUGCCUGGAUCUUCUUCAACAUCCCCAGCACCUCGACGUUUGUCGUCUUUCUAAAAAAUGUGGUGGUGGCUGACCUGCUGAUGACUCUGACCAUCCCUCUGAGAGUCUUGAGCGAUGCAGGCGUGGGCUCCUGGCAGCUACGCGCCUUCUACUGCCGAUACUCCGCGGUCCUCUUCUACAUCACCAUGUACAUCAGCAUCCUCUUGCUGGGCCUCAUCAGCCUGGACCGCUACCUGAAGAUCGUCAAGCCCUUUGGGAAGUGUCCGCUGCAGAAGGUGCGUGUGGGCCAGGUGCUGAGUGCCGUCGUCUGGGUGGUGAUGUUAUCUAUAGCGUUACCCAACACCAUUCUGAGUGACCAGCCGCCAAAGGUCUCUGGAGGCAGGCUGAAGUGCACCUCCAUGAAGAGCAGAGCCGGCCUGAUCUGGCAUGAGGGAAUCAACUACUUCUGUCAGGUGGUGUUCUGGGGCACUCUGGCCUUGAUGGUGGUUUGCUACACGUUCAUCAGCAAAAAGGUUUAUGAGUCAUACAAAGCCUCAAAGAGCAGGUCUCAAGCAGCCAGUCGCAGGACUAAAGCAAAGGUCUUUGUGGUGGUGGGGGUGUUUUUCGUCUGCUUCGCCCCCUUUCACUUUGCCCGUGUCCCCUACACUCUGACCCAAACCGGCAGCUUGGCGGGUUUAUGCCGGGCACAGAAUGCACUUUACAUCGCCAAGGAAACCACCCUGUGGCUGUCGGCCACUAACGUAUGUCUGGACCCGCUUAUCUACGUGUUCCUGUGUAAAGUGUUCAGGAAGAGACUGACAGCCACACUCUGCCGAAGGGCGCUCCCCAAGGGUGGCAUGGAGUCUCCCACGGCAACGUCAACUCAGCUGGAGAUGUCACAAAUGGCCCAAAGUAACAAACUAACAUUUAACGGGCUGCCACAGUAACAAAGUCUAUAAAUGGAUGACGGGACAUUACAAAUAAAGAAUGUGUUAUUCUACUUGUAAAUACAAUUGUAUCUCUGUGAAAUAGGUAGUGAAAUUCAUGUAAUGUGAUCAAAAUGUAAAGAAAUGUCAGGAGGCGUUCCUGAAGUUUCAUGCCAACAAUGACCACUGCUUUUGGUACAGUAUGAACCAAGCACUUCUGCUACAUGUUUGCAGAGUCAUCCCACAAGUUUCCUUAAUGGUGCUUACUGUCAUUUUCUUUGCUUCCUUGUUUCUAAUCUCGUCGGAACGGCACUUUCCCGUCUCAAAAAGUUUCCAUUCUCCGAUGAUUACGCCGCGCACACAAGGACCGGGUGAUAACAAAGUGGGCAAAGGAGCAGAGGACAGCAACAGGCACUGCUUACAGCCAUAACUUCUGUGUACUAUAAAUAACAAUAAUAAUAAAAUUUAUAUAUUUCAUACUACAACUGCAUGGCGUUCGACUUGAAUGCUGCUGAGGGGGUAGGAAAUGAGCCUAAAACAUGUGACAAAAUGACCUUUCUCAGCUGUCUUUAAAACCUUCAUCGACACAAGAUCAUGAGCAAUGACUGCAUAAAUGCACACGCAGCACCUCUCCUCGACCACAGAAGUCUAUACAGAUGGCGAUGAUAAUGAGUCAUAUUUCAUAACAUGCUAGUGUUAUAUAUAUCCCAUCAGAGAAGAAAUAAAUGGAUGGUUCAUGUAUUUUUAUGUACAGGAAAUGUGAUGUGCUCACUUUCAGGUUCAUAAUCACAGGUUUACACGCUUUGACGCUCAUGAAACACAUGAGUUUUCUCAUACUGUCCGAUGCAACAGCUCUGUAUUCCCCCUCUGUCUGAAACACUCAUAAAUGACACCCAUAAAUUUGGCAAAAGUGUGACAUGGUAAUGCAACGUGAUGUCCUUAAGUCAUGGAAUUAAAGGCGGGACAACUGACAUGGCGUUUAGGAGCAGUUCUUUCGGUGGGAGAGAGGAGCUCCUGUUCGUGCAGGUUUUGCAUGGAGAAAAACACAUUAAGUCCCCUUUUAAAUGAUUACUAAUUAUGGUCCUUCUCUUGUAGUUAGCAUGACUCGAGAUAAUGAUUCAUUUAUCACUUGUGACAACUCUAUGAGGCACUUCUGAUAAAGUUUGAGCAAGAGGCCAACAAGCGGUAGACACAUAUCACUCUGCUGGAGAUUAGGUGAUUCUAUCUAUGGAAACCAACUAAGGUGGUAAGCAUUUGCAAGAUAGGUAGGUGGGUAUGGCCUUUCGCAAUACUGCAGUUGUGUCAUUGCGUCAUUCAUUUUUGAGUUGAACAAGAGGAGGGAAAAAAAUAGAGAACUGGAAUAAAUUGACUUUUUUAAACACUGCAACAACCGGAAGACGGGUUUCAGGAUAUUCACAAACCGGUUCCGCAGGAUUAAUGUCACCUCCCACCUGAUUUACAAUCGUGUCUGCAUGUGGCUUUGAUUAAUGUAAUAAUGAAAAAUGAUCUUCCUCCAUCCCACCCUCUGUUGGCUACGACAGGGUUGAUAUUUGGGCAGGAAAUUAAUGAGCUACAGAGCGGUUGGAGCGGCGGCUGCAGCCGGGGGGAAGGACCGUUUGUCACCCUCAGAUUAAAUCCUCUGACAGAUGACCCUGCAGUAGUGAAUUAUGAGAAAUUCUAAAUGACAUUCAUGGAAAUUAAAUAAACCCUGGAGAUAGUGUUGCCUAGCAGUGUGCACGGACACAAGUUCAGGGAAGAGGUAGAUAAAUAAGAAGCAGGUGGAGGUGUGAGCUGACAGUUUCAUAUAACUAGAUGCAUGUGGACAGCCUAAUGAAACACGGUGAUACAGCUUGCCUGUCAGAGAAACCUGUCAAGUCCGCCUGUCAGCAAUGCCAAUCAGAAGAGGUUUAUAAGCAGUUUCAUGUCAUGACGCCCCAGGGAAACGGCUUUUAGGGAAGCUUAUUAAAGCUUAGACUUCAGCUUUGGGUCAAAAAAGUCAUUGUGACACAUUGUUCAAAAAGUAACUGAUGAGAGACUCGGAACUGCGUACGUCACUCUUCUUAAAC